Lactuca virosa is the source of this 2694-nucleotide messenger RNA. The record is from the annotation of a GenBank genome assembly. Lineage: Eukaryota; Viridiplantae; Streptophyta; Magnoliopsida; Asterales; Asteraceae.
AUCUUUGGCUCUCUGCAACCCUGGUCACUGAAACCACUUUCAUUGUCCCUAACCCCCCUGACCUUUUGGUUCACCAGAACAACAAUGGCGACAGUUGUUUACCCUCUCUUUUCCUUUUCAUCACCUAAAUAUCCCUUUCUUUACACCCCUUCUCCUUAACAUUCUCAUCAGAAGCCAAUCAUGACCACACUCCUCCAUUUCUUCUUCUUCUCCUCAUUUGCUCUGUUAAUUUCUUCAAUCUCUGCUCUGAACUCUGACGGAAUCCUUCUUCUCUCUUUCAAAUACUCUGUUCUCUCUGACCCACUUUCAGUUCUUGAUAACUGGAACUAUGAUGAUCUAACUCCAUGUGCAUGGCGAGGUGUCACCUGUGAAGAUUUUUCCGGCUCGGGUACACCUGAGUCUUUAAUGGUCGUCAGUUUGGUUCUUCCCAAUUCUCAUCUUCUUGGUUCCAUUCCUCAGGAUUUGGGAAUGAUUCCGCAUCUUCGUUCUCUUGAUCUCUCUAAUAAUUCAUUAAAUGGGAGUUUACCCCCUUCGAUUUUCAAUUCUUCUGAGCUGGAAACGCUUUCUUUAUCCUCCAAUGUCAUCGCCGGCGAUCUCCCGCAGUUGAUAUCUGGGUUGCAGAGUCUUAAACUGCUUAAUCUCUCCGAUAAUGCAUUCGCCGGAAAGUUACCGGAGAGUCUUGCGUCUUUGAAGAACUUAACAUCGAUUUCUUUGAAGAAUAAUUAUUUCUCCGGGAGUGUUCCUGGUGGGUUUGAUUACGUUGAGGUUUUGGAUCUGUCUUUCAAUUUGUUCAACGAAACUCUUCCUCUUGAUUUUGGUGGAGAGAAAUUGCGUUACCUGAAUCUGUCAAAUAACAAGCUUUCCGGAACAGUAUCAGCUGGGUUUGCCGGAAAAAUUCAAGCAAACGCCACCAUUGACCUCUCAUUCAAUAAUCUCGCCGGAGAAAUUCCGCAGGUGUUGUCUUUAUCCAAGCAGAAAACCGAGUUCUUCGCCGGAAACCUGGAUCUGUGUGGAAAACCACUCAGCAAAAUGUGCACAAUCCCUUCAUCAUUAUCAACCCCACCAAAUAUCACUGCAAAUGGUUCCGCCACCGCAGCAAUUGCAGCUAUUCCCAAAAACAUGGACCCGUCUCCGUCGUCAUCAACCACAACAGGAGCACCGGCUGUGGCGGAUAGCCACGGUGGCUCGAAAGUCAAACCAGUGAAAAUAGCAGCCAUUGUCGCCGGAGAUUUAGCCGGUAUAGGGCUUCUCGCCAUUCUUUUCCUCUACGCUUACAAUUUGCGAAAGAAGAAGAUGAACCAGAACCAAAAUCAAAAUCAAAACCCAAAAACGAAUCCCGAAACCAAAAUCCAAGAGUCCAAGAUUUCAAAGGAUAUUUCAAGUACCAGAGCGUUGUCCUCCAAGACCUGUUCAUGCUUGAAUGGUGUCACCGGAGACGAAACAUCGGAAACAGCGACUGGGUCCGACAGUGAUCACGACAACGAUAACCUGACAAUCGACGUCAAGGGCGGAGAUAAACAAAAGUGUUUGGUGAUUGUAGAUGGCGAGACAGAGCUGGAAAUGGAGACAUUGUUAAAAGCUUCCGCGUACGUAUUGGGUUCAAGCGGGCCCAGUAUAGUGUACAAGGCGGUGUUGGGUGGUGGAAACGGCGGCGGAGGGGUGGCGUUUGCAGUUCGGAGGAUCGGAGAGAGUGGGGUGGAGAGGAUGAGAGAGUUUGAGAACACAGUGAAGAUUAUUAGUAAGUUGCGACACCCAAAUUUGUUAAAGGUACGAGGGUUUUACUGGGGUGAAGAUGAAAAGCUUGUUAUCUACGACUAUGUCUCCAAUGGAAGUUUGGCCGGCGCCGGUUACAGAAAAGUUGGUUCAUCUCCAUGCCAAUCUUUACCUUUUGAGGUCAGACUCAAGAUAGCUAAAGGGAUUGCUAUGGGGUUAGCGUAUAUUCAUGAGAAAAAGCAUGUACAUGGCAACAUUAAACCUAGCAAUAUCCUCUUGACAUUGGAAAUGGAACCGAUCAUUAGUGAUUUCGGAUUAGAGUGGCUUAUAUCAGGCAAACAUAGCCAUAAAACAAAGGGAUCAAACCGACACUUUGGUAGCAAACGCUCAAUAUCGUCACGUGAAGAAAUGAUGAUUAAUCAUGAUUAUCAUCACUCUGCCAGUAGUAGCCCCUACAUGGCUCCGGCUACUGGGUUACUCGGGUGCACAUCUCCUUAUCAUGCACCCGAGUCAAUGAAAAGCCUAAAACCAAACCCUAAAUGGGACGUGUACUCAUUUGGUAUUGUCUUACUAGAGCUCAUAUCGGGGAAGGUGUUCUCAGAAAGGGAGUUGGGAGAGUGGAACGCUAGUUCGUCAGAUAUUGACGAUGAGAACUCAAUCUUGAGGCUAGUAGACAUGUCUAUCAGGACUGAUAAUAAUGGCAGACGCGAUGCGACAUUGACAUGCUUCAAACUAGGGUUCACUUGUGCGUCAUUGGACCCACAAAAGAGACCUUCCAUGAAAGAGGCAUUGCAUGUUGUUGAUGUUUUCAUCCCUAGAGAUCGCAGGACUGGGGAUUUUCGGGGCUUUGCCUUUGUUCGAUAUAAGUAUGCAGAUGAAGCCCAGAAGGCAGUGGACAAGCUUAAUGGAAGAGUUGUUGAUGGUAGAGAGAUAAUGAUUAAAUUUGCCAAGUAUGGACUUGAUGCUGAAUGUGAAUCAUAG